This is a messenger RNA of Nymphaea colorata (pocket water lily), 2147 nucleotides long. RefSeq names its product katanin p60 ATPase-containing subunit A1. The coding region runs from base 333 to 1922 and encodes 529 amino acids. Gene Ontology annotation, cellular component: microtubule cytoskeleton. NCBI's taxonomy places the organism in Eukaryota, Viridiplantae, Streptophyta, Magnoliopsida, Nymphaeales, Nymphaeaceae. Gene Ontology annotation, molecular function: microtubule binding; ATP binding; microtubule severing ATPase activity. Gene Ontology annotation, biological process: microtubule severing. The transcript is spliced from 7 exons. The record is from RefSeq and is a predicted model, not a curated record.
GGCAUCGCUACUCGCUAGCUCACCAAGUUUCAAAAAUCAUGGCGCAAUUGUCUUCCUUCUUAAAGUUUUAAGAUGCGAAGAAUUUAACGCCAGCUUCCCGGGGGCACGUUGCAGGAGGAACGCUGUGGUUCUUCCCUUCUCUUUUCGUGUACGACAAUAGGAAAGGCUUCUCCCUGAUCUCUUCGAUCACCCAUCGCCGUCUCUUUCCCGGAUCCACAAAUCGAAACCGCCUCUCUCUCUCUCUCUCUCUCUCUCUCUCUCUCUCUCUCUCCCUUCGAUUAUCCAGUUGUAUUAUUUUCUAGCGAGCAGUAGAGCCAUCGAUCCAUCGGAAAAUGGUGAGCGCCCUCGCGGGGUUCAAGGACCACCUGAAGCUCGCCAGGGAGUAUGCCACAGAGGGCCUUUACGACACUUCCAUCAUCUUCUUCGAUGGAGCCAUCGCCCAGAUCAACAAGCAUCUGAGCACGCUUGAUGAUCCAGUGAUUAGAACAAAAUGGACGAACUGCAAAAAAGCACUUUCUGAUGAAAUAGAUAUUGUAAAGCAACUGGAUGCUGAAAGAAGGGCCUUCAAAGAAGCGCCUGGAAUAGCACGUUCUUCUUCCCCUCCAAUACAAACAAAGUCAUCGUAUAUUUUCCAGCCAGCAGAUGAAUAUCCAAGUUUCUCAUCUGCUCCUGCUGAUGAUCCUGAUGUGUGGAGGCCACCCAGCCGAGAUACCCAGCCAAGCAGAAGGUCAGCUAGAUCUGGUCCAAUAGGUGCUGGAAGAAAAUCUUCCCAAGAUCCAUCUUGGGCACGUUCCUCUAGGUCAGCUUCUGGAGGACGUGGAGCUAAGUCUGGUGGUGCUGCCACCUCGGGUAGAUCUGGACCUGGUGUACGGUCAUCUAGCACAUCUAGUCAGGGUGGCAAGAGGGGUAAUGCCAGCAGUAAAAGCAAUUCUAGCAAGAGCGACCCACAGGGUGGUGAUACUGAUGAAGGAAAGUCCAAGAGACCGCAGUAUGAAGGUCCAGAUUCAGACUUGGCUGCAAUGCUUGAAAGAGAUGUUUUGGAGACUAGUCCUGGUGUAAGAUGGGAUGAUGUUGCUGGAUUAACUGAAGCCAAAAGACUGCUGGAGGAAGCAGUUGUCCUUCCACUAUGGAUGCCUGAAUAUUUUCAGGGUAUUCGUCGUCCUUGGAAAGGAGUUCUCAUGUUUGGCCCGCCUGGAACAGGGAAAACACUUUUGGCAAAGGCAGUUGCUACUGAGUGUGGAACCACAUUUUUUAAUGUUUCAUCUGCCACUCUAGCUUCUAAAUGGCGUGGAGAGAGUGAACGCAUGGUCCGGUGCUUGUUUGAUUUGGCAAGGGCUUAUGCACCUAGUACCAUUUUUAUUGAUGAGAUUGAUUCUCUUUGCAAUGCUCGAGGUGCUUCAGGAGAGCAUGAAUCAUCUAGGAGAGUGAAAUCUGAACUUCUAGUCCAGGUGGAUGGUGUGAACAACAGUUCAACUAGUGAAGAUGGUAGCCGGAAAAUUGUGAUGGUGUUAGCAGCUACAAACUUCCCUUGGGAUAUCGAUGAGGCACUAAGGCGGCGCCUAGAAAAGCGAAUUUAUAUACCCCUUCCAAAUUAUGAGAGCCGUAAAGAGCUCAUUCGCAUCAACCUUAAAAGUGUGGAGGUUUCUCCUGAUGUAGAUAUUGACGAAGUAGCACGCCGAACUGAGGGAUAUAGUGGAGACGAUCUCACCAAUGUUUGUCGUGAUGCUUCACUGAAUGGAAUGAGGCGAAAAAUUGCUGGAAAAACAAGAGAUGAGAUCAAGAACAUGUCCAAAGAUGAAAUCUCCAAAGACCCAGUUGCAAUGUGUGACUUUGAAGAAGCUCUUGGCAAGGUGCAGCGCAGUGUUUCCGCUGCUGAUAUUGAACGGCAUGAGAAAUGGUUCUCUGAGUUUGGAUCAGCAUAGUGGCUCCAAAUGUCCUUGUGCUUCUUCAAAUUGUACCCCCUCUAUUGUGUAAUCUUUGUUCUUAAACUCUUGUAUUUCUUGCUCUUGCCCUGGCUUUAUUAUACAUGGAGGAUCUCUUGCCCCUCCACAACUGCCAUGUAUGUUGUUUUGUAUGGCCCUAAUUUGACAUAUCUACUCUUGAGGAAAUGAAGUUACAUCUAGAAAGUACUCUCACUUCUAAUAGUA